Molecule: messenger RNA, 4072 nt
Organism: Jatropha curcas
Lineage: Eukaryota; Viridiplantae; Streptophyta; Magnoliopsida; Malpighiales; Euphorbiaceae
Gene: IRE
Product: AGC (cAMP-dependent, cGMP-dependent and protein kinase C) kinase family protein
Biological process (GO): peptidyl-serine phosphorylation; intracellular signal transduction
Molecular function (GO): protein serine/threonine kinase activity; ATP binding
Source: RefSeq, a predicted model, not a curated record
AAAGGAAAAAGAAAAAGAAAAAGAAAAAUCUCCAUCUCCCGUCGUGUCACCCUCAAACGUUCCAUUUCCCGCGAAAACCUCCUUCUCUAAUCUAAAUCCUCUCUCCCUCUUUUCCUCCAUACUUCUCGCUCUAACGAAUCCUCUCUUCCUCAAUCUUGUCUCUCUCACAUAACCCGUAUCCAGUAAGCACUCAUAAUGCAAAUGCAAUGAAGGACAUUGUUAACGUCAACGAAACAUCUUUUAUCAAUGUCUAACUCAAGGUUUUCGAGCAAUUCCGACAAUCACGAUCCAUCAGAAUCGACGCCGUCUAUCUCAUCCACGCCAAGCAAAUACAAGCUUCGAAAAAUCCCUCCCAUUCCGAUUCGCCGGGCGCAUUUUCCCGAAGACGAUAUUGAACACGAGGAGGAUGGCGAGCUUUCCUGUUUGCAAAAGGAAGAUGUUAAAAAGGUUGGAUGGCAACAAUCGAAAUCAUUAAAAUAUCCAUUAUCAAUCAAUCCGGCAUUGGAGAGUAAUCAUGCGGCUUUUGCCAAAGAAUUGCAGUCUCCACGGUUCCAGGCAAUACUCCGUGUUACUAGUGGUCGGAAGAAGAAGGCUCCAGAUGUCAAGAGCUUCUCUCACGAGCUCAAUUCCAAAGGAGUUCGGCCAUUUCCUGUUUGGAAAUCUCGGGCAUUUGGCCAUAUGGAGGAGAUUAUGGUGGCAAUCAGGGCAAAAUUCGACAAGUUAAAGGAAGAAGUUGAUACCGAUUUAGGCAUAUUUGCUGGAGAUUUAGUUAGCAUACUUGAAAAGUCUAUGGACUCUCAUCCUGAAUGGAAAGAAAGUUUGGAGGAUUUGUUAGUUGUAGCUCGAAAAUGUUCAAAAAUGUCACCUAAUGAAUUCUGGGGCAAAUGCGAGGCUAUUGUCCAGAAUCUAGAUGAUAAGCGGCAGGAGCUACCAAUGGGGAUCAUCAAACAAGCGCAUACCCGCCUUCUCUUUAUCCUUACCCGAUGUACUAGGCUUGUGCAGUUCCAGAAGGAAAGUCGUUGUGAAGAUGAUCAUAUUUUAGGUCUUCAUCAACUUAGUGACCUUGGAGUUUAUCCAGAACAAAUUCUGGAAGUUGCAACACAGGAUUUUCCUGCUGCAUUGGCUGAUGGGAAGGUGGUGAGUGAGAAACAGAGAAAGAAGUCCCACGCUCAAGGACAAGAUGGUCUAAUUAUACAACAAGGUCAAGUAGAUCAAAAUGUGGAGGUUAAUACUGCUAAAAGUGUUGAUUCAACUACAAGCAGCUAUAGGAUGUCAUCAUGGAAGAAACUUCCAUCUCCUGCUGAGAGAAAUCGGAAGGGCACUGAUGCUGUUGAUACACCUACUAAGGAUAAAACAGAACAGCAAUAUAAUAAAGAUGAAACAAGAACUGCUGGGGAUGACAAUUCUGAAAAUCUUGGAACCCCAGAGCAUUCUACAUCAUCAGGAAUGAGAAGAGUUUCUUGGGGAUUCUGGGGGGACCAACAUAAUGUCGCAUUUGGUAAUUUGAUGAUAUGUCGUAUUUGUGAGGUUGAAAUACCGAUAGUACAUGUAGAGGAGCAUUCUCUGAUAUGUACUAUUGCUGAUAGAUGUGACUUGAAAGGCUUGACUGUAAAUGAACGACUUGAAAGAGUUGCAGAAACUCUUGAUAAGAUAUUGGAAUCAUGGACGCCAAAAAGUACACCAAAAAGCUCUGAUGCACUUGAGGUUGAAAGAGUGACAGUGUCAGGUAUACACGAGGACAUAUAUGAUUUAUCACCAAAACGGAACAGUUUCCCUCACCAUUGCACUGAAGACAUAAUAGAUGUCAUGCCACAUGCUGAUAACGCUGUUGUCAUGGAAGAUCUGAAUUUUUUCACAGACAUUUCAUGUGAAGCACGUUGUGUUUCGACGCUUUAUGUAGAUACAAAAACUCCAUCAGCAGGAAGCUUGACACCUCGAUCACCAUUAUUAACGCCACGGACCAGUCAGAUUGAAUUGCUAUUGAAUGGACGGAGUACAAUUACAGAGCAUGAGAAUAAUAACCAGAUAAGCAAGCUGCUGGAUAUUUCCCGUGCUGUUGCAAAUGUGAACGAGAAUGAUUAUAGUGCACUGGAAUGUAUGCUUGACCGUCUGGAAGACCUUAAAUAUGCCAUCCAGGAUAGGAAGGUGGAUGGCCUCAUUGUAGAGACUUUUGGACGGCGUAUAGAGAAGUUAUUAUUGGAAAAAUAUGUGCAUCUCUGUGCGCAGAUAGAUGAUGAAAAAUUAGACUCAUCAAAUCAUAUGGCAGAUGAAGAGAGUUCUGUGGAAGAUGAUACAGUUCGCAGCUUGCGUGCAAGCCCUGUUAAUACAUAUUCAAAGGACAGAACUUCUAUAGAAGAUUUUGAAAUAAUAAAACCAAUCAGCAAAGGGGCAUUUGGACGGGUAUUCCUUGCAAAGAAGAGAGCGACUGGUGAUUUAUUUGCUAUAAAGGUUUUGAAGAAGGCUGAUAUGAUUCGUAAAAAUGCGGUUGAAAGUAUUUUGGCAGAGCGUAACAUCCUUAUAUCAGUUCGCUAUCCUUUUGUGGUCAGAUUUUUCUACUCCUUCACAUGUAGGGAAAAUCUGUAUCUGGUCAUGGAAUAUCUAAAUGGUGGAGAUCUUUACUCACUAUUGAGAAACUUGGGCUGCUUGGAUGAAGACAUGGCCCGUAUGUAUAUUGCAGAAGUUGUUCUUGCUUUGGAGUAUUUGCAUUCUCUAAGUGUCAUUCAUAGAGACUUGAAGCCGGACAACUUGUUGAUUGGUCAAGAUGGCCAUCUUAAGCUGACAGAUUUUGGGCUUUCAAAGGUUGGUCUUAUCAAUAGCACAGAUGACUUAUCUGGUACAUCAUUCAGCAGUACUGAUUUUUUUGAUGACCACGAAACAAAAAGUCAUAAUUCAUCGAAGAGAGACCAGCGCCAAAAGCAUUCUGUAGUUGGGACUCCUGAUUAUUUGGCACCUGAGAUACUUCUUGGCAUGGGACAUGGUGCAACUGCUGAUUGGUGGUCUGUGGGCAUUAUUCUUUUUGAGUUGCUUGUUGGCCUUCCACCAUUCAAUGCAGAAACUCCACAGCAAAUAUUUGACAAUAUAAUGAAUAGGGAUAUACCUUGGCCCAAGGUACCUGAGGAGAUGAGCUUUGAAGCAUGUGAUUUGAUAGACAAAUUGCUGACUGAAAAUCCAGUUCAAAGGCUUGGAGCAACAGGAGCAAAAGAGGUGAAGCAACACCCCUUCUUUAGGAACAUAAAUUGGGACACACUUGCAAGGCAAAAGGCUACGUUCAUACCAGUAGCUGAUGCAUACGACACAAGUUAUUUUAUGAGCCGGUAUUUAUGGAAUCCAGAGGGUGAAAUUUUUCAAGGAGGCAGUGACUUUGAUGACUUGACCGACUCUUGCAGCACUGGAUCAUUAAGCAAUACACAUGAUGAGGAUGGGGACGAAUGUGUUAGCUUGGCCGACUUUAAUGCUCCCACUCUUGCUGUGAAGUACUCAUUUAGUAAUUUCUCAUUUAAGAACUUGUCCCAGCUGGCUUCUAUCAAUUAUGAUCUGGUGAUUAAGAGUACCAGGGAAGCAGCAGCAGCUGCCUCCAAACCAUCAGUUCCUUGACAACUCUUCAGGGUUCUAGGACAGUCAGUUUCGAUCAUGCUUCUCUGACAACGAGGAAAACUCAGCCUGAAAAUUUCAAGAAGAUACUUCCUUACAACAGCAGUAGAUCUUUUUGACGAAAAGAAUGUCAGUUGCUGCUGGAAAAGCUGUCCAGUUUUCCAAGAAUGGAACAGUGAAAAUUUCUUAUUUUCAUUUCGUAUAAAUUUUAAUCCGGAUUUUAGAAUUGGGUUAUCACAGCCAGAGUUCAUCUCCAUUUUUGCUAUUUUGACCGCUCGCAGUUGUACAUAUAUAGAUUUCAGUGUGAAUAGCUUCUCUUGUUUUUAUUGAGGUCGCCUUUAUGUACAGAAACUUUCAAUUGGCAAGUUUUUUCGAUAUUUUGAUGUAAAUGUUUAUCUCUGUAAGGUAUCUCGUAUUUAUUGUUAGCUUUGUAAAACUCUAUAAAUUUUGUAUUUAGAUAUGUAAGGUAUCUUCUCUUGUA